GUAAAGCUGCUGCUUGAGAAGGGCGCUGACGUCGACUCAAAGGACUCCGACGGUCAGACGCCGCUGUCGUGGGCAGCCCUGAAGGGGCACGAGGCUGUGGUCAAGCUGCUGCUCGAAGGCAAGGCGGACGUCGACUCAAAGGACUCCUACGGUCAGACGCCGCUGUUGUGGGCAGCCCAGAAGGGGCACGAGGCUGUACUCGGUGCUGUGGUCAAGCUGCUGCUCGAAGGCAAGGCGGACAUCGACUCAAAGGACUCUGACGGUCAGACGCCGCUGUCGUGGGCGGCUCGUAAGGGGCACGAGGCUGUGGUCAAGCUGCUCCUGUCCUUCAAG
Messenger RNA from Mytilinidion resinicola, 333 nucleotides. Its product is annotated as ankyrin. The annotation marks the transcript as partial. NCBI's taxonomy places the organism in Eukaryota, Fungi, Ascomycota, Dothideomycetes, Mytilinidiales, Mytilinidiaceae. Gene Ontology annotation, molecular function: protein binding. The transcript has 2 exons. The record is from RefSeq and is a predicted model, not a curated record.